AUGUCUUCGUCGACUGAUUACAUCGUUCAAGUACUCAAUGAAAUAACAAAAUAUCUUUAUCGAUGUGUUGCGCCUAUUCUCUACAUUAUAGGUACUAUUGGAAUUCUUUUAACUAUUUCCAUUUUUCUUAAAAAGACAUGUCUACUUGCAAAUAUUUUAAAUAUAGGCUUCGAUAUUAAUGCAUAUGAUUCUAGUGUGGCGUUAUGUAAACUUUUGUAUUAUGUAUCAUAUACUUUUACUAAACUUCCGCCAACCGCUCUAAUUCUUGCAUCUAUUGAUCGUUUGUUACUUUCAUCACAAAAUGUUAAUAUACGCUUGUAUAGUUCGAAACGUUUAGCUUAUUUUUCCCUAAGUAUUACUACAGCUUUUUGGGUGAUUUUUUAUAUUCAUACCCUCAUUGAAGUUAAUAUUGUUCAACUCUACCCUUCUGUAUUUAUAUGUUAUUAUGCUAGUUCUGAAUUCUAUCCUGAGUUUAUGACUGUAUUUUCAUUAGUAGUCAAUAUUAGUUUUUCUGUUACAUUGGUUAUUUUAUCUCUAAUGGCGUUUAAAAAUGCUCGUCAACUUCGAUCUAUUCCACGUCAACAACGUCAUCAAUUUCGGACAAUGAAUAAAAAAGACUUUCAGUUACUUCGUUGUCUUUAUGCUCUUGAUAUUGUAUAUAUCAGUUUAACUCUAUUUGCAGCGAUAUCUAGUGUUUAUCAAGCAUCUACACAAGAUGAAAUCCAUACACCAUUACGCUCAGCUAUUGAAAAUUUUCUUGGUGGAAUAGCAGCUUUCAGUUAUCAUAUCCCUUUUUGCAUAAGUUUCUUUGUCUUUCUAUGUGCAUCAAAAGCUUUUCGUCAAGAAAUCAAACACAUAAUGUAUAAGAUCUGUGGUAAAGAUCAAAUGGGAAUGCAUGAACAAGGAAAUGCACAAUUACAUGAUAGAAGAGACAAUAAAGACUUAAAUAUUGUAAUAAAUGUUGUUAGUACUGUUUAA
Molecule: messenger RNA, 978 nt
Organism: Adineta steineri
Lineage: Eukaryota; Metazoa; Rotifera; Eurotatoria; Adinetida; Adinetidae
Source: the annotation of a GenBank genome assembly